This is a messenger RNA of Hippopotamus amphibius kiboko, 5407 nucleotides long. RefSeq names its product tripartite motif containing 4 (gene TRIM4). Gene Ontology annotation, molecular function: protein binding; zinc ion binding. The transcript is spliced from 7 exons. NCBI's taxonomy places the organism in Eukaryota, Metazoa, Chordata, Mammalia, Artiodactyla, Hippopotamidae. The record is from RefSeq and is a predicted model, not a curated record. Bases 351 to 1853 code for a protein of 500 amino acids.
GUCGUCGCAUUCCGGCGCGCAGCCCAAACCUACGGGCUCCUCGGGGCCUCUCUAGGCUUCCCGGGAGGCUUCCGCAUUUCUAUUGUUGGUCCAGUAGCGGCCCGCUGUCCCGUCACGCCCCGCGCGCCGUCGUGGCGCGGAAGCCCGGCGGUUCGCGAGGUCCGCCCCACGGCGCGCGCGGGGAACGGUGGCCGCCCGGCGGUCACGCGCCCCCGCUGGGUCCUGAACCUAGGGAGAGACUGCACUCUUCCCUCCCGCGGGAGGCGGCGGCCGCGGCUCCGAAGGGCACCGCCCGCAGCCCGUAGGCCUCUCACCCGAUCCCGACUUCGGCCCCGGGGCCGAGAAGCGGCAUGGAGGCCGAGGACUUCCAGGAGGAGCUGACCUGCUCCAUCUGCCUGGACUAUUUCGAGGACCCGGUGUCCAUCGAGUGCGGCCACAACUUCUGCCGCGGCUGCCUGCGCCGCAGCUGGGAGCCAGGCGGCAGCCAGGUCUCCUGCCCCGAGUGCCGGCAGCCGUCGGCGCCCGCCGCGAUGCGGCCCAACUGGGCCCUGGCCCGGCUGACGGAGAGGAUGCGGCGCCGGUAUCCGGGCCCCGCGCCCCACGGCCUGUGCAGCCGCCACCGGGAGCCGCUGCGCCUCUUCUGCGAGGACGAUCAGCGGCUCGUGUGUUUGGUGUGCAGGGAGUCCCAGGAGCACCAGGCCCACACCAUGGCCCCCCUCGACGAGGCCUUCGAGAGCUACCGGAAAGUUCAUUGUGGCAUCCAUGGGGGUGAAUGGAGAAGACCAAUUAAGCUGCUGUUAUACCAUUUCAAGCAGGAGGGAAAACUUCUGAAGGCUCAGCGUAGUCUGACAGCCAAGAUGAAGAAAGCCCUGCAUUUACAGGACAUGGAAGUGAAGAAUGCUGCAGAGUGGAAGGAGAAGAUGAGGAAUAAGCGAAUGAGAGCCAGUGCAGAGUUUGCAAAGCUGCACAUCUUCCUGGCUGAAGAAGAACAACUGUUUCUUGAGAGACUGAGCCAAGAAGAAGUAGAGACAAAGAAGAAACAGAAUGAGAACACAUUAAGGCUCAAUCAGAUGAUCACUUCCAUGAAGAAGCUUAUCUUAGAGGUGGGAGAGAAGAGCCAGAGCCCCACCCUGGAGCUGCUCCAGAAUCCAAAAGAUGUGUUGACCAGGUGUGAGAACCAGGAUGUGAAGUAUUCCUUUGAAGUGCUACAGGUGAAGACUGUGUGCCGGCUACCAAUGAUGAAGGAAAUGCUGAAGCGAUGCCAAGUGGCUGUAAACCUAGCUGAGGACACCGCUUAUCCCAAACUUGUCUUCUCCCAGGAAGGGAGAUAUGUGAAAAACGCAGCAUCAGACAGUUCUUGGCCACUGUUUUCUACAGCAUGGAGCUACUUUACUGGGUGGAGGAAUCCUCAGAGGACCACAGACUUUGUGGAGAGAUUUCAGCACUUACCCUGUGUUUUGGGAAAAAACGUUUUCACUUCAGGGAAACAUUACUGGGAAGUUGAGCACCAGGGUAGCCUGGAGGUUGCUGUGGGGGUGUGUCGGGAGGACAUCAUGGGGAUUACUGGUGGUUCAACAAUGUCCCCUCGCGUGGGAAUCUGGGCCCUUUGUUGGAGUUCUGCUGGCUAUCAGCCCCUGACAGGCUUCUCUGUGAGUCUUACCAAGCUAGAGCCAGCUCUUCACCGGGUGGGAGUUUUCCUAGAUCACAGGGCUAGGGAAAUCUCAUUCUACAGUGCUGUGGACGGAGAGCACCUGUAUACUUUUUCCUUUUCUUCUGUCCCACGGCUCCGGCCUUUUUUUUGGUUGAGUCCAUUAGCAUCUUUAGUCAUCCCACCAGUGACUGGUGGGAAAUGAGGCUGUUCUUCUCCUGCCCAAGAAUCUUUGCCUUGUACCCCAGCCCAGGGACGUACAUCCCUUGGCCCUCACCUUUGACUUCAUACCUAGCCAUCCUGGGUGGUCCAUCAGUUCCGUCCAUUCAGAUUGCAACUUCACGUUUUAUUCAGCCCCCUGGACAUCCCAUGCGUAGACACAUAUGGAAGACCCUUCUGGGUACCUUUCCAGUAGCCACUGGGCCCACUUGUUCUCCUUUUCCUCUGGUUCUUCCUAAUUGAACUGUUUGCGAUGUGCCCUCCACAUGCUUCAGGGAGAGGCAGACCCAUGAGAGGGAAUUCUGGCCAGUGAGGUAGGGUGGGAAAUUCUCCAAGGUGCUUCUGGGGAAGGUUUUGUAGCUUUUAGAAAGAGAUGUCUGGGAAGACACAGCCCCUCUUCUGAUGUUAGCAGCUAUAUUGAAACUAAGAGGAGCACAGUAACUGUGGAAAAAGGAGAAAUGUGGUCUUUGUUGGCAUCAAAUAAAAUGGUUGGAAUUUCCCUAAUACCGAAUUUCUUGUUAUAUGAGAUUAUUGCUCCCUUAUUGUAUAAGGCAGUUUGAGUUGCAUUUUGGUCACUUGCAGGCUGAAGGAUCCUAACCGGGUGCUAUAGGCACAUAGUGUGGACAUCCCACAGUAUAUAUAGGCCUGUCUCAUUUUUUUCCUGAAAUUUGACAGAUGUAUAGACUCUCUUUGUAUUUAGUUAUGUAAUUCCUCUUCUAUCCAGUAAGUGCUGCCAUUUCUCACUUUCCUGGAUUGGAAAGUUGAGGCGGUCUUCCCCUGCUCUGCCCAUGCUGUUACUCUUCCCCCGACCGUGGCUCUGCCCUCAAGUGUAUCAUCUCUCCAUUUGUCAGAUUCAUAUAUUGUGUGCGUAAGAUUAUUAGCGUAGUCCUGAAAAUGUUGGGAACCACUCGUUAAGUAUUUACACUGUGCUAGCCUCUUCACAUAAUGCUCCCAUGUGACUCUUGCAACAGAGGUGGAAAUUAAAGUCCUGUCUUUACAAAAGAGAAAACGAACCUUUAGAGGACUUUGCUCAGGCCUGCCAAGCCGUCAGAUGGGCAUGUUGGGAUUGCAUCUAGCUCUGAGAGGAAGCCUCUGCUCUUUUCUGCUCUGCGUCCACCCGUGAGCAUUUAUUGAACGCUGACUGUGGUCACCAUCACCUUCGUUUCAGGUUUUUAUUUUGUUACAUGUUUUUACCUUGUAUGUGUGUUCUCCUCUCUUUACCCUCCUGCUCCAGAUUGGGUGCACUCAGAGGAUUGUGACUGUUACUGGAUAGUUAUUUGAAAAAUAAUGAUUGUUUCUCUCUGGUUAUAAAAUCAUGUACUUAUUGUAGAAACUUUGGAACAUUUAAAAAGUGUAAAGAAAAAAUUACACUUUUUUUAAUGAUAAUCCUACCACUAACUAACAUUCUAAUGUGUCUCCUCCCAGACUUUCAGUAGACUUUCUGGCAGUAAUUUAACAAGGCUUUCUACAAAACUUCCAGCACCCUCACUAGUCUCUCCUCCCCUUCCUGUGUCCCAGCCCAUCCUGGCUUGUCUUCCUUUUCAGCCUGAGCAAUCCCCCUCACUCAGUGAUUUCUGCUGAGUUCUCCUUAACUCUCCAAGAUACUUGUUGUUAUGAGUUGAAUUCUGUCCUCCAAAGAAAAAGAUAUGUUGAAGUCCUAGCUGUGAAUAUGACCUUAUCUGAGGCCAUUAGGGUGGGUCCUAAUCCAGGGUCAUUGGUAUCCUUAGAAUUUUGUACACAUAAACUUACACAUACACGCAGAAAUGCCAUGUGAGGACACAGAGGGAAGAUGGCUAUGGGAGAGGCUGGAGUUAUGUUGUCACAAGCCAAUGAAUGCCUGGGGCUGCUAGACGCUGGAAAGGCAAAGAUGAAUCCUCCCCUAGAAGCUUCUGAGGGAGCAUGGCCCUGCCAACACCUUGAUUUCAGACUUCUAGCCGCCAGAACUGUGAGACAAUAAAUUUCUGCUAUUUUAAGCCACCCAGUUUGUGAAUUUAGGAAUUUAACACACUUGCCCACCAGGACUUCCUUCAGUACUGUGAAAUAAAAUUUAUAUUUUAUGGCAAGACAAGAAAAAUUGAAACCUAAAAAAUUUUCUCUGCACAUUGGUCUCCCUCCCUGCACUGUGCAUUGUGUGUCUGCAUUAUGCAUCGACCAGCCCUCCCCCGUCAGCAGAAAUACCUGCUCAGCCGUAAAGAGCAACAUUUUUCUAGCACCAACAAGAUGACUCCUUAUAACAGUCCUUCUUGGUAAGGGGUCACAUGGCGCUUAGAUCUGAUAUAAACUGUCAAUAAUAUGUCAUUUAAUGUAUAGCCUCCUGUCUCAAAAAACUUGUAUAACUGUGCCUUGACUUCUGACGGGUGGAAAGGUUCUCAGAGCUUUCUCAGAUGCUCUUCCUGGGUUAUAAUCCUUAAAUUUGGCUCGAAUAAAAUUUUCCAUUUCUUUCUUAGAUCGACUAGUUAAUUUUUCAUCGACAAUACCUACAUUGUUAAUUUCCAGUCCUUGGGAAGCUCAUCAGUACCUUUCCUGCACUCUUCUUUCUGGGCUGUUAAACCAGCUUGGUUGGUUCAGCUACAGAGAUUUGCUCUCUGACUUCACGUAGGCUCUUUAAGCUGUUGGGUAAACAAGCUUGAUCUUUUCAUCCCUUGAAUUCCUUUUUACAUCUUCUGAUGGCAGUGAUUCCAAACCUUUUCCUCUUUUCUCAAAGAAAAGGCCUUUAUAAGCCUCCCUUCAUACUACUAUAAGGGAGGUGAAACUUUACCUCUAUUUAUCUGAGGUUUUCAUCUGGGACUCUGACAAAAAGACAGAUUAACAAGAAGUUUGUUAACAAAUGCAGCACAUCAUGCAGGAGAAAUGUAAAAUGAAGACUAACUCAAAGCAGUGGCUUAGAAUUCUGGCUUUCAUAGUAUCAUCAACAAAGAACAAUAAAAUUAUGGAGAAACGAUAGGACAAAGGAAAGCAGUUUUAGGCUUCCAAGGGUGGCGGACUGGGAAGCUAAAUAUAUAUGCGGAAAUGAAUGGAGCAGUGUUGGUUUACAGAUUCUUCUGCUGCUGUCUCUGCGCCGAGUCUGUCUCCAGUAAGAGGAGAAUUUAUAUCCUGCCUUUAGAAUUUCUGGGUUUGCUACUUCUUAAUUGCCUUCAGCCCAAAAUAAUUUUUAUGUCAAAGAGGCAUAUUUUGGGUGACACAUUCUGGUUUCCAUCACUACUUAAUACUGCAAAAAACUUGCAUCUUUUACUGAGAAAAAAAUUUUCCUCUUCUACCCAUCUGAUUAACAAUUUUUGGCCUCUUUUUGGGGUCUUGAUAUUGGACUGUCUCUCAUCUCCUCAGGUAUGGGAUGGGACCCAGGUGUUGUAUUGGUUACAAAUAAACUCUUCUGAUGUACAAACAGGAUUGAGAAUAAACACGUCCUAAUCAGUUCUCUAUUUUACUUAGUUUCUCUGAGUCUUUACUCUGUUAGUGUGUUAUAUGACUCUUUACGAGGGAUAUUUAUUCAGCAUUUCUUAUGUUUUUUUCCCCACAGAAAAUUUUUUAUUGAAGUAUAGU